Messenger RNA from Copidosoma floridanum, 1265 nucleotides. RefSeq lists its product as uncharacterized. Gene Ontology annotation, biological process: mitotic recombination; double-strand break repair via single-strand annealing; double-strand break repair via homologous recombination. Gene Ontology annotation, cellular component: nucleus. The record is from RefSeq and is a predicted model, not a curated record. NCBI's taxonomy places the organism in Eukaryota, Metazoa, Arthropoda, Insecta, Hymenoptera, Encyrtidae.
CGUGUGCGUGUGUAACCGUUUUCGAAAGGUUAUGUUUAUUUAAUUUUUAAUGUAAUUUUAAACCAUUCAUCAUGAGCUGCAUCAAGUUUCCGACUUCAAAAUCCGAACUCAAAACGCCAAACAACAAAGAUAGUCCAAACGAUCAAACUGCGAUUCUUACACAGUUGAUUGCAGCUGCAAAUCAUACGUUUGGACCGGGCAAUUGGAGUCAUGCAAUCACGAGUCAAACUCUUGACUUUGUGGACUAUAUAAAUGGUAGGUAUCACACAGGAUGUGCAACUAUUUUAAGAGUACAGUUGAAAAAUGGAGAGUUUCAUGAAGCUGUAGGAUACCAUUCAUCAGAGGGUUCAACUAAGUCGUCAGCAGUACAAAGAGUUAGAUUUGGUUCGUUGAACGAUGGAUUAAAAAAAGCACUUUUAUGUUUUGACUGUGAUAUUUCGAGUAAAAUCAAUACUUCCAUAAAUCGACAAACAAUUAGUCCGUUAGCAACAGAAACGCCAUCCAGCAAGGUGCAACAGCUCAAAAAAGCAACACCGGUCCAAACCACAACAACAACAACUGCUGUAACAAGUAUUGAUGAAGAAGCUUUUGCAGAGAUCCCUAUGUCACAAGCUGAUGCUAUCUUAGAUAUUGUAGAAAUGGAUCACUUAUUUGAUAAAGAUCAAUUAGCAAACGGAAGUGAGCCACCCCAAAAGGAAGAGAAUAAGUCAUUUGUACCCUCUGAUAAAGAAAAAAAAGAGUCAUCAAAUGUCAAUACUCAUCGCAUAAAAGAUGUGAAAUCGAACAAAGAUGGGGAUGAAGACAAAAAAAAAUUAGUACGCACAAAUUCCAACACUACGACGGAAGUUACCGCCAAAGCAAGUUUUGAUGGUGUAAGCAAAGAAACGAAAAUCGAGAGAUCCAGAAGUAAUCUCCACAAAGUUAUGACAGAGGAAGAAAUGAGACUAGAGAGGAAAAGAAAACAAAGAGAGAUGCAAGAGGAGUUCAAAAGGAAGGAGAUGAAAAAGAUGUACAGCGAGAAUGGACAUAAGCUCCCAAAUCCUAGAUACUAGAAACUGUCCAUGUUUUCAUCAACGGAAGAAUGUUUGCUAGGUAAUCUAAGGCAUGUACAUACUUAACAAAUAUUUAUUGAGUUGAAUUUGAAAGAAAAUAUAUAAUUUAUAUGUUUGAAAAUCAUCGAUUGUACAUACGAGUUGUGAAAGAAUAUCAGCUACCAAUUGAUCUUAGAGUAUUUUUAAGAAAGCGAAGAAAAAAUUGUUAUGUCA